AUGUCAUCCACGGGCGUUUGGCUGCUGGUGUUCGCGGUGUGUCUGCUGCCCGGAGACUCCAGGUUUAUUAUUGAUCCUCUGUCAGUUAUAAAACAGGAAAUCUCGGCAGUGGACCUCUGUCCAGAAUGCAGCCAGAUCCUCCGCCUGUCCGCCAACAUGAUUUCCAGCAGUGACGCCAAGGCCACGGUGUACGAGACCCUGCAUGCUUUGUGCCGACGCCUCCCAGGAGAGCAGUCCACAGAGUGCGAUUUGCAAGUGAAGAGCUUCCUGCCCAAAGUCCUGCAGCAAGCGCCGGGCCACCUGAAACCGGAGGAGCUGUGCAUGGUUUUUGGACUUUGCUCUUCCCACAAAGAGGAGAAACCACACAAGCUCCCACAGAGCUUCACCGAUACGGAAAUAUCCACUUCUGUUGGUGGAGCCGUCCAAAACCAGGAGCUGUUCAGCCCCGUUUGCACCCUUUGUUUGUUCUUUAUCAAGAAGCUGGAGACCCUGCUGCCCAAAAACAUGACCCAGGACAAAAUAAAGAAGGUCAUGGAGGAGUUCUGUGAUCUUGUACCUAAAAGCUAUCAGGAGCAGUGUGAUGACUUUGUGGAGAAAUAUGGCGCGGAUAUUGUGGAAUUCCUGGUCUCAUCAGCUGCCCCCCACACGAUUUGCAUGCUUCUGCACCUCUGUUUGUUUGAUGAGCAGCCCGUUCCAGAGGUGACCGCUCCCUCGGACUGCGACUCGUGCCGGACGCUGGCCGCUUUGAGCCGCGUGCACCUGGGACUCAACGCGACUGGCUCUCAGACGUCGGCUUUCCUCCAGUCUGUGUGCAUCCACCACCCUAAGGCCAUCCCCAAGUGCAAUGCCUUCACCAGAACCUACGGGUCUCAGCUGCAGAGCGUUUUGGGAAACCAGAUGAAAGAUCCUCAUGUUUGCGAAACAGCAGAUCUGUGCAGUUCUACAAAGGAGCUGGAGCCGUUUGGAAACAACCCUUGUGCUCGGGGCCCCAGCUACUGGUGCAAAACCAUAAAAACCGCUCAGAAGUGUGGGAAUCAGGUCUUCUGUGAGAAACACAUCUGGAAGAACUAA
Menidia menidia (Atlantic silverside) is the source of this 1071-nucleotide messenger RNA. Lineage: Eukaryota; Metazoa; Chordata; Actinopteri; Atheriniformes; Atherinopsidae. The record is from the annotation of a GenBank genome assembly.